This is a messenger RNA of Danaus chrysippus (African queen), 1602 nucleotides long. NCBI's taxonomy places the organism in Eukaryota, Metazoa, Arthropoda, Insecta, Lepidoptera, Nymphalidae. The record is from the annotation of a GenBank genome assembly.
AUGUGUUUAUUAAAUCAGAUGAGGUUCUGUCUUUUCCUUAGUAUUGUAAUAAUUUCUGCGUUUAGUGCUCCGACAGAUGAAUCUCAAGCAACGAUUUUAUCAUACGAAUAUAAUAACGAUGGAAGUGGAAACUACAACUUCAGGUAUUCAACAUCUAAUGGGAUAUAUCGUCAAGAGACGGGAACACUAGUGAAUGAGGGUUUGACGAAUGAACAUAUUGAAGUGAGAGGUUCAUAUUCUUUUAUACAGCCUGACGGUCGGUUGGAAACUGUCGAGUAUACUGCUGAUGAAAAUGGUUUUAAAUACUCAAAAAAACUACCAACAGAAAUCAAUAUGCGCUUUUAUCUUUUAUUAAGUAUAAUAGUAAUCACUGCGUAUGGUGCUCCAACGGAUGAAUCUCGAGCAACGAUCUUGACUUAUGAAUAUAAUAACGAUGGAAGUGGAAAGUAUAACUUCAGAUAUUCUACAUCUAAUGGGAUAUCUCGUCAAGAGACGGGAACACUAGUGAAUGAGGGUUUGACGAAUGAACAUAUUGAAGUGAGAGGUUCAUAUUCUUAUAUACAGCCUGACGGUCGGUUGGAAACUGUAGAGUACACUGCUGAUGAAAAUGGUUUUAAAUACUCAAAAGAACUUCCAUUUCCAAUAAAUGUCAAAUGUGUAUCCUUGUGCUUCUUGGCCGUUUUCACUGCAGCAGUUUCAAAUUUAUCCAAGGCAACCAGUAUUCAGAAGCAAAUAAAGAAAAACGUAUAUAACAUUAAUGAAUCCGGCGCUUAUAGUUUUGAAUAUGUUAUAUCUGAUGGCACUUUUAGAAAGGAGGAUGGAGGUCUGAUUAAUAACAAGGGAGCGCUUAAUUUGGUGGUACGAGGAGAGUAUGGAUACAUAGAUCCUUCAGGGCAUCGUCAUUACAUCAAAUAUAUAGCAGAUACAAACGGCUUCCAAGCUCUAAGCGAUUACAACGAUGUUAGGUUUAAUGAUAGGCGAAUUGUCGAGGACGUGGAACUAAGACGGAUAUUUCCAAAUGAUUUCCCCCAGGACACAGUCAGAAAGAGUGGCUCUAUGAAACCAGAACACUUGGGCCGUUAUAUGGAACUUAGCGAUUAUUUCAGAGAUCCCAAGAAGCCAUCAAAUAGUCAUUUUGAAGAAUUGUCUUGUUACAGAGAGAAUAACAGAAAGGUUUGCAGGAUAGACGUGGAUAGGUACUCCCCUGAAGAGAACGAAUACUAUUUGACACAGAAUUCUGCUAGUCAUAUAGAUAGACGUCGGUUUUUUAUCUUAACGCUGGUUGCUGUUGCUUCCGCGGCUCCUCAAAAUCCACAGGAUGUUCAGAUCCUGCGAUAUGAUUCUGAUAAUUCUGGAUUAGGUUCAUACAGUUUUGCCUGGGAGCUAUCUGAUGGAAGCAAGCAUGAAGAACAAGGACAAUUAAAGAACCAAGGAACUGAAGCCGAGGCUUUGAGUGUGCAAGGACAGUAUGCGUGGGUCGGCCCUGAUGGUGUUACAUAUACCGUCACUUAUUUGGCUGACGAAAAUGGCUACCAACCCCAGCUCCAACAGAGUCAAGGCGGAUCAAUACCAUCAGCAGUCAUAGAAUCUUUCCUCGGCUAA